AUGUUUACCUCACGAGUCGGCAAAGCACUACUUCGUAUCGUGUUACCAGUGUCGCUUGUACUCUUGCUUUUGGUGAUUGCACAUCGUAACAGCUCAUUGAGUAUAAAGCAACGGCUGCCGUAUUACAGACCCACUCCUCGACCCAAGGGUACACGUGAGAAUGCCGCCUUUGUCGUACUUGCUCGCAAUGAGGAUCUGAAUUCGUUACGCGAGACCAUGCAUCAGCUGGAAGACAGGUUCAAUCGCAAGCAUGGCUAUCCUUGGAUCUUCCUCAACAAUGACCCUUUUGACGAUCGCUUCAAGGAGCUGACAGCUGGUUUGGCGUCUGGUGAGACCUUUUAUGGAACGUUGAACGAGACCAUGUGGGGAUAUCCAGAUUGGAUUGAUCAAGACAAAGCACGGGAGAGUCGUCAAAAGAUGGAGGAAAAAGGUGUCAUCUAUGGUGGAAGUGAAUCGUAUAGACACAUGUGCAGAUUUCAAAGUGGGUUCUUUUUCCGGCAUCCUUUGCUAGAUUCUUAUGACUAUUACUGGCGUGUUGAGCCGCAUGUCAAAUUCCCUUGUGAUAUCGAUUACGAUCCCUUUCAAGUCAUGCGUGAGAAGGAUUUGAAAUAUGGCUGGACCAUUUCCAUCAAGGAGUAUGUGGAGACUAUUCCAACGCUCUGGGAUACCGUCAAGGCAUUUGCAAAAGAGCAUCCCGAAUACAUCGUACCAAAGAAUGAUCCGGAGAGCUUGUUGGGUUGGAUUAGCAACGAUGGUGGCGAGACAUACAACCUUUGUCACUUUUGGAGCAACUUUGAGAUUGGAUCUUUAUCAUGGCUACGUUCACAAAAAUACAUGGACUACUUUAACUACCUGGACAAAGCUGGCGGGUUUUUCUAUGAAAGAUGGGGUGACGCACCAGUACAUAGCAUUGCCGUUGCACUCAUGCUCAAGCAAUCCGAGGUUCACUUUUUCUAUGAUAUCGGAUACUUUCAUAAUCCAUGGUGGCAAUGUCCCAGUGAGCCCGAUUGGCUGCCGGCAGAGAAAUGUUCAUGUAACCCUGACGAGAGCUUUGAUCGACAUUGGUACAGCUGCACACCUGAAUAUCUUAAGCUUACUGGAACGAAGCGCACAGAUUACGUCAUUACACAACGUGGUUUUGAUGACUUGUAG
Lichtheimia ornata is the source of this 1152-nucleotide messenger RNA. RefSeq lists its product as uncharacterized. Lineage: Eukaryota; Fungi; Mucoromycota; Mucoromycetes; Mucorales; Lichtheimiaceae. Gene Ontology annotation, biological process: protein N-linked glycosylation; cell wall mannoprotein biosynthetic process. The record is from RefSeq and is a predicted model, not a curated record. Bases 1 to 1152 code for a protein of 383 amino acids. The transcript has 6 exons. Gene Ontology annotation, cellular component: Golgi apparatus; membrane. Gene Ontology annotation, molecular function: alpha-1,2-mannosyltransferase activity.